Molecule: messenger RNA, 4338 nt
Organism: Penicillium angulare
Lineage: Eukaryota; Fungi; Ascomycota; Eurotiomycetes; Eurotiales; Aspergillaceae
Product: ATP-binding cassette transporter YOR1
Exons: 3
Coding region: 1-4338 (1445 amino acids)
Biological process (GO): transmembrane transport
Cellular component (GO): membrane
Molecular function (GO): ATP hydrolysis activity; ABC-type transporter activity; ATP binding
Source: RefSeq, a predicted model, not a curated record
AUGGCUGCGCCAUUGCCGGAUACCACGCCGCCGCAGGUUGUGGUCGUGGCAAAUGCAGACCUUCCGGAGGCUUCAAGCGGUAGAUCUGCAUCCGUUGAGAAUCCCAAGGCGCCGCAGCUGGAUGUGAUGAGCUUCGAGUCGCCAAAGAAGAAGCAGAAGUGGUAUAAUCGACUCAAUCCCGUAAGAUGGCAGACUCCACCACCUGUUCCGGAGGAACGGUCCGUGUCGAGGGAAUACGGCGCUGGGUUUUUCAGUAUCAUUACUUUCCAGUGGAUGUCGCCUUUGAUGAAUGUCGGGUACCUGCGUUCGCUGGACUUACAAGAUAUCUGGACUGUGAACCCUGAUCGCAGUGUAGAUGUUCUAUCAGAGCGGCUAACCGCAGCAUUAGAGCGUCGCACAGCAGCCAAGAGCAAGCGUAUUUUGACAGGCGCCCUUUACGACACAUUUCGCUUCGAAUUUCUCCUCGGUGGCUUUUGUCAAUUCUGGAGUUCCCUUUUGCUGGUCUUUGCGCCCUACUUAACUCGUUACUUGAUCCAAUAUGCUACCGAUGCCUACGAAGCAAAAGAACUGGGCGUCCCAGAGCCAAAUGUCGGUCGCGGCAUGGGGUUUGUCAUCGGUAUUACUUUGAUGCAGGCCAUGCAGAGUAUAUGCACCAACCAAUUCUUGUACCGAGGCCAGAUGGUCGGUGGUCAAAUCCGCGCUGUUCUAAUCUCCCUGGUGUUUAACAAGGCCAUGAGACUUUCAGCUCGAGCAAAGGCAGGAGGAAAAGCGACCGACGAAGAGGUGGCGGCCCUUGAGACUGCUAGAGACGCUGCCCUCAACAAGGAAAUUGGCGAAAAGCCCGAAGAAAAGCCCGAGGAGAAGAAAUCUGAUAAGAAGGACUCGAAAGACGCAACUGAUGUCAAUGGAGUCGCCGGUGACGGUCGCGGAUGGAGCAACGGCCGUAUUGUGGCAUUAAUGAGUAUCGAUGUCGACCGAAUCAACCUCGCCAUGGGGAUGUUCCACAUGUUGUGGACAGCGCCUAUUUCCAUCAUCGUCACUUUGGUUCUUCUUUUGGUCAAUCUUGGUGUCAGUUGUCUUGCUGGAUACGGACUCUUGAUUCUGAGUAUGCCAUUUCUUAUCUACGCCAUGCGGUCUCUUGUCGUGCGCCGAAAAGCUAUCAACAAAAUUACCGACGAACGUGUGUCGCUCACUCAGGAAAUUAUUCAGGCCGUGCGAUUUGUUAAGUUCUUUGGAUGGGAAAGCAGUUUCCUUGGUCGGUUGAAGGCCAUUCGCGCCCGAGAGAUCCGUGCCAUUCAAACGAUUAUGGCAAUUCGCAACGGUAUUCUCUGCAUUUCGAUGUCUAUUCCUGUCUUCUCUUCCAUGCUGGCAUUCGUCACAUUCUCCCUCACACACCACAGCAUGAAUGCAGCUGAUAUUUUCUCUUCGCUUGCAUUGUUCAACUCUCUGCGUAUGCCCCUGAACAUGUUGCCUUUGGUGCUCGGUCAACUUGGUGACGCCAUUACUGCUGUGCAACGAAUUCAAGAAUUCCUACUUGCUGAAGAGCAGAAGGAAGAGAUUGAACACCUUGAAGAUAUGAAAAAUGCGAUCGAAAUUGAGCGUGCUUCAUUUACCUGGGAGCGCCUACCAAGCCAGGAAGAUUCUGCGAACGCUGGUAAGCUGGACAAGAAAGCAGCUAAGAUGUUUGAAGCUUCCAAAGAGAACGAAAAGACUGUGAAGGAGCAGCCCACAGAACCAUUCAAGCUUCGACACGUGGACCUUGAGGUCGGACGCAAUGAGCUGCUGGCAGUCAUUGGAACAGUUGGCUGUGGUAAGAGUUCUCUCCUCUCUGCACUUGCCGGUGACAUGCGUGUCACUGAUGGUAAGGUUCGAAUGAGUACUACUCGUGCUUUUUGCCCUCAAUAUGCCUGGAUUCAGAAUACAUCCGUUCGCAAGAACAUUCUGUUUGGUAAGGACUAUGAUGAAGCCUGGUACAAUGAAGUCGUCGAUGCCUGCGCCCUCACUCCAGAUCUCGAGAUUCUUCCCAACGGCGAUGCGACGGAGAUUGGUGAGCGUGGUAUCACAGUGUCUGGAGGACAGAAGCAGCGUCUGAACAUUGCGCGCGCCAUCUAUUUCAAUGCGGAGCUUGUUCUCAUGGAUGAUCCUCUCUCUGCGGUCGAUGCUCACGUCGGCCGUCACAUUAUGGACAAGGCCAUCUGCGGCUUACUGAAGGACCGAUGCAGAAUCUUGGCAACCCAUCAACUUCAUGUCCUCAAUCGAUGCGACCGAAUUGUCGUUAUGGACGAAGGUCGGAUCCACGCAGUCGACACAUUCGAUAAUCUCAUGCGCGACAAUCAACUCUUCCAACGCCUCAUGUCAACAUCAGGACAGGACGAUGCGGAGGAUGACGACGAAAAACACGAAGAAGACAUCGAUGAGGUUGAUGAAAAGGGCAAGGGUAACAAGGGCGCUGAACCUGGCAAGCCUGCCAACGUGUUAAUGACCCAAGAAGAGAUGGCCACUUCUUCUGUUAGUUGGAGCGUGUGGAAAGCAUACAUCAAAGCAUCUGGUAGCUACUUCAAUGCUUUUGGUUGUAUUUUCUUCCUGGUUCUUGCGAACGUUGCCAACAUUUGGACCAGUCUCUGGCUUUCUUAUUGGACUUCCAACAAAUACCCCCAGCUUUCCACUGGUGCUUACAUCGGCAUUUACGCUGGAUUGGCUACUAGUGUCACCAUCAUUAUGUUCACCUUCUCGACUUAUAUGACUACCUGCGGAACCAACUCAAGUCGAACAAUGCUUCAGCGUGCGAUGACUCGUGUGCUUCGUGCUCCGAUGUCAUUCUUCGACACGACACCUUUGGGCCGUAUAACCAACCGCUUCUCGAAAGAUAUUCAAGUUAUGGAUAACGAACUUUCCGACGCCAUGCGAAUCUAUGCAUUCACGAUGACUAUUAUCAUUUCAGUUAUGAUUUUGAUUGUCGUCUUCUAUUACUACUUCGUCAUUGCGCUUGUACCACUUCUCGUCCUAUUCCUGCUCGCCUCAAACUAUUAUCGUGCAUCUGCCCGCGAGAUGAAACGUCACGAAUCCGUUUUGCGAUCAAUGGUCUACGCCAAAUUUGGCGAGGCGAUUACUGGUGUCGCAUCUAUUCGAGCCUAUGGAGUGGAAAAGCAAUUCGAGCGAAGCAUCAGCAACUCCAUCGAUACAAUGAACGGCGCUUACUUCCUGACAUUCUCUAACCAACGCUGGCUGAGUGUGCGACUUGAUGUUGUAGCCGUUUGCCUUGUCUUUGUCAUCGGUGUCUUGGUUGUCACAUCUCGAUUCAACGUCUCACCAAGUAUCUCGGGUCUUAUUCUUUCUUACAUUCUCGCUAUCGCGCAAAUGUUGCAAUUCACCGUCCGCCAACUCGCUGAGGUAGAGAAUAACAUGAAUGCCACAGAGCGUGUCAACUACUACGGUACCGAGCUAGAGGAGGAGGCCCCAUUGACACUAGGCGUGGUCCCUGAGAGCUGGCCUGAAAAGGGUCACAUUGAGUUCAAAGACACCAAGAUGCGAUACAGAGCGGAGUUGCCCCUUGUCCUCAAGGGCCUCAGCAUGGACAUUCGCGGAGGUGAGCGUAUUGGAAUUGUCGGUCGCACUGGUGCAGGCAAGUCCAGUAUUAUGUCUGCGCUGUUCCGCCUUACAGAAUUAUCUGAAGGUACCAUCGAAAUCGACGGUGUUGACAUUUCGAAAAUCGGUCUUUUCGAUCUCCGUUCCCGACUAGCCAUCAUUCCACAAGACCCAGCUCUUUUCAAAGGCACAAUCCGAACCAACCUCGAUCCAUUCGAUGAGCACAGUGAUCUAGAGCUAUGGUCCGCACUCCGCAAGGCCUAUCUGAUUGGCGACGAAACCCUCGGUCCAGACACAGACGUGGUGCCUAGCGACCCUCCCACUGGCAUCUCAACGCCCAUCACAGGUAGCGACUCCAAGCCUCGACCUGGUAAACGCCUAACACUCGAGACCCCCGUCGACGAAGAGGGUCUGAACUUCUCCCUUGGUCAGCGCCAGCUUAUGGCUCUCGCUCGAGCUCUGGUCCGCGAUGCACGUAUCAUCGUCUGUGAUGAAGCGACUUCCUCUGUGGACUUUGAGACGGAUCAGAAGAUUCAAUAUACCAUGGCGCAGGGCUUCGAGGGUAAGACUUUGUUGUGUAUUGCCCAUCGUCUUCGUACCAUCAUUCACUAUGAUCGCAUUUGUGUGAUGGAUCAGGGUCAGAUUGCUGAGAUGGAUAGCCCCAUUGCGCUAUAUGAUAAGCCAGAUGGUAUCUUCCGUGCUAUGUGUGAGCGCAGCAGUAUCUCUCGACAAGAUAUUCUGGAUGAGAACUGA